GUGGGUGGAAUCACUGGAAUGUCCUUGCACUUGCUAAGCCCCGAAAUCACGACGUCCGACAACGACGGCAGCCACCAGUUUUAAUAUUUUCCGAUGUUUGGUUCCCACAUCAAUAAAAACUAUUUGGCGGCUAAUAAAAACGAUUUGUACAUGUUAAACGAUCACCAGACAACGUGCACCGCGAUUUCCCGGUAGGUAGUGUUCGGUUUCGGGUCGGCCGCGCAAAAUGCAAGCCAUCAAGUGUGUCGUAGUCGGCGACGGAGCGGUUGGUAAAACAUGUUUACUCAUUAGUUAUACAAGCAAUGCAUUUCCUGGAGAAUACAUACCUACUGUAUUUGACAACUAUUCAGCCAAUGUUAUGGUUGAUGGAAAACCUAUAAACUUAGGAUUGUGGGAUACUGCUGGUCAAGAAGAUUAUGAUAGGCUUAGGCCUCUUUCAUAUCCACAAACAGAUGUGUUUCUUAUAUGUUUUUCAUUAGUAAAUCCUGCUUCAUUUGAAAAUGUGCGGGCAAAAUGGUAUCCUGAAGUUCGACAUCAUUGUCCAAGUACUCCAAUUAUUUUAGUUGGUACAAAACUUGAUUUACGAGAAGAUAAAGAAACAAUUGAUAAACUGAAAGAAAAAAAGUUAACUGCUAUUACAUAUCCACAGGGUUUAUCAAUGGCCAAAGAAAUUGGAGCAGUGAAAUACUUGGAAUGUAGUGCUUUAACUCAAAAAGGUCUAAAAAUUGUUUUUGAUGAAGCCAUUAGAGCAGUUUUAUGUCCUGUACUGCCAGUUAAGCCAAAACGUAAAUGCACAAUAAUUUAACAAUCAUGACUAUGUUGUCACUGGGACUUUAAAUCCAAAUGGAGGAUUGUCCAAGACUGAUAACUGUCAGUUCACCGAUCGAUACACAUUUUGUUGGUGUAUAACAACUAACAAAAACAAAAGUUCUUCCUGCAAAAUAAUAGAGCGCACAUAAUAAUUAAAUUAUGUAAUAUAAAGUAUGAUAAGAAAUUUAUAUAUUAACUAGGGACCUUUAAUGCUGUUGAACAAACUUAUGGCCUAAUUUUAUAGUCUAAUCAUGUAAUCUAUAGCUUAAUCAUUUUUAUAAAGAAAAAAAUAAUAUAUAUAUAUAUUUAAAUAAUCCAUAAGUUAAUUCUCUAAUUGUAAAUUAAUACAAACCAAUUUUCAUUGUGAAUUUUUUUUUUUUAAUUAUUUUACAAUUUAUUUUCUAUUAAGUUGCUUGGUGCUACUUACUUUCUGUAUCUUUUAAUAUCACUAUAAUUUUUUUUUUUACUCUAAUGACAUUGCCACAAUAUAUGCUACUGUGUAUGGUAAUAAUUUAUAAUUAACAUAAAAAAAAUAAAUCUACAAAAUACCAUCAUUCAUUUUGGAUAUCUUAUAGUUACAUGAUAAAUUGUAUAACGUUGGCAAUUUAUUCUGAAUUGUAAAAAUAUAAGCUAAGUGAUGUAAUAUUGUUACAGUUCAAUAGUAGCAUGGUUAUUUUAAGUUAGGCUGUAAUCAAAAAAUUAUUUAUUUAUCUCUUAAGCUUUAUGGAUUUAAAAAUAAGCACUGUGUGCUUAUUAUUAUUAUUCUCAAUUAUUUAUCAUGUAUAACUGACAUAAAUGCAUUUUCCAGUGGUUUAGAGUAUAAAAUAUUGUGUAUAUAGAAAUUAUAUGAAAUAUGUACAAAAGCAACAAAACCUAUAGUAUCAUUUUUGUAAUAUUUGUUAUGUCUAAAAAAAUCAGAAUUUUAAUGUUAUUUUUUACUGAGUUUCUUUAUAAAAUGUUGUUGGACUACUAGACGCAUGAUAUUUAUUAUAUAGUCAUGUGUUUUUUUUUUUUUGUACGAUAUCCAUUUUUUUUCUUUUUAUUUUAACCUUGUAAUUUCUAAAUAAAUGAUAUAUCUUGUGUAAAAAAGAUAGUUACUUUUAUUUUUCAACCCCAUAUUUAUGACUUAAAAGAAUGUAGAGUCAUUACUUUCAUAAAUAAAUGAUGUUUUAUUGCAUUUUUAAUUUAUAUUUUUUAUUACUAAUUGAACAUUUGUAUUUCUUCUUUAUUAAUGUCUAAUAUAUUUAAGAAUACAUUACUAUCCUUUAUACCUUGAAUAGCUUAUUAUGAUCAUAGAUCUGAUGCGAAUUAUUUCAAAAUUGUAACUGUUAAUUAGCAAAAUGUAUAAAAUAAAUUAAUUUGGGACCAGUUAAAAAUGUUUGUUUAUUAAUUGAAAAUUGAAAUUGUGGAAAAUUAAUUCAUUCAUUAUGAUUUAUUUUACAUUUUGCAUAAUAUACUAAUGAAUGAUAACACUGUAUAUUAUAUAUACAUCAUAAUAGACCAUUGAGUAUUCAUUUUAAGCUAUUACAAUUUUACAAUACUCCUCAUAUAACCUUUUAUCUUUAUAAGAAUUCCAUUUUUUUUUUAUAUAUAUAUUCAUAUAUAUUAUUACUAAUUAUUAUUUUAUAUUAUUUUUAAAUUAGUUAUUUAUUUUGUUACUUUAAUUCAAAUUAUUUGUUCUGUGUACCACUACGAUUAAAAUUUUUGAUUUCCAUGUUAUUAACUAUCAAAUAAAUAUAAAAGUACUGAAAUCUA
This is a messenger RNA of Rhopalosiphum padi (bird cherry-oat aphid), 2565 nucleotides long. RefSeq names its product ras-related protein Rac1. The record is from RefSeq and is a predicted model, not a curated record. The transcript has 7 exons. Gene Ontology annotation, cellular component: plasma membrane; cell projection; cell cortex. Lineage: Eukaryota; Metazoa; Arthropoda; Insecta; Hemiptera; Aphididae. Gene Ontology annotation, biological process: regulation of cell shape; actin filament organization; establishment or maintenance of cell polarity. Gene Ontology annotation, molecular function: protein kinase binding; GTPase activity; GTP binding. Bases 227 to 805 code for a protein of 192 amino acids.